AUGUUUGCGCUACGAUAUCGAGCCCCGUUGCGCACUCUGGCGUCGCUCAGGCGCACGGUGUCAACUCUUCCAGAUAACAAACACAUUCGCGUCUUUAAAGACCCAUCGUCAACCUCGAGUAUUUUAACAUAUCUGGAGAGCGAUCCUCCAUCAAAGCGUCUGGCCAUUGGCACGACAACAGAAAUGCCGCCCACACCUCGGAGCUUCACCGAGAAUAAGCAUUUUCUCAAGAUCCUAGAUGAGGUGCUCCGCGAAUACGGUCAUCUCGACGAGGAUGUCACCAGCCAGGCUCGAGCGCUCGCAACGCCUCCGAACUUCCAGUUCAGCCCUGGAGGCGGCAACCCACGUCGCAAGGGCGCACGUUCUGAACCGCAAGGCGCGAGUGGGCAGGGCGGCGCCGGAGGAGCAGGCAUUGGAUCGUUUGUUCAUCUUGGUGACCGCAGACACCCGCCUGAGUUUGGGAGAAUCGCUUGGCCGGAGGACAUCCUAGGAAGUGUCGAGGUCGACGACUCGGGUAAGAUCUCCGGCAAACUAGAGCCGAGCGGCACUUAUCGUCCGGUGACGAAUGACGGAAUCUUGGGCUUGACCCCAUUUAUCCGAGAGAAGUUGAUAGAGCGCUUGAAGAAGGAGGAGGCGAGUGAGCAGGGGAAGUGA
Molecule: messenger RNA, 654 nt
Organism: Beauveria bassiana ARSEF 2860
Lineage: Eukaryota; Fungi; Ascomycota; Sordariomycetes; Hypocreales; Cordycipitaceae
Exons: 3
Coding region: 1-654 (217 amino acids)
Source: RefSeq, a predicted model, not a curated record